CGGGAGCGCAGGAAGAGCCGGCAGCAGCCGCGCCGUGGGCCCUGCCAGCAGGGAGGCCAAAGCUACGCGGCCGACGCUCCUGCAAACUUGGGCGCGCACUCGCGCAACUGCGCCCGCAGCCGGAGCGAUGAAGAUGGUCGCGCCUUGGACGCGGUUCUACUCCAACAGCUGCUGCCUGUGCUGCCAUGUCCGCACCGGCACCAUCCUCCUCGGCGUCUGGUACCUGAUUAUCAAUGCCGUGGUACUGUUGAUUUUAUUGAGCGCCCUAGCGGAUCCAGACCAGUAUCACUUUUCCACUUCUGAACUAGGAAGUGACUUUGAGUUCAUGGAUGAUGCCAACAUGUGCAUUGCUAUUUUAAUUUCUCUUCUCAUGAUCCUGAUUUGUGCAAUGGCUACUUACGGUGCAUACAAGCAACAUGCUGCCUGGAUCAUCCCAUUCUUCUGUUACCAGAUAUUUGAUUUUGCCCUAAAUACGUUGGUUGCUGUCACUGUGCUUGUUUAUCCAAACUCCAUUCAGGAAUACAUACGGCAGCUGCCUCCUAAUUUCCCCUACAGAGAGGAUAUCAUGUCAGUGAAUCCUACCUGUUUGGUCCUUAUUAUUCUUCUGUUUAUCAGCAUUAUCUUGGCUCUUAAGGGUUACCUGAUUAGCUGCGUUUGGAACUGCUACCGAUACAUCAAUGGAAGAAACUCCUCUGACGUCUUGGUUUAUGUCACCAGCAAUGACACUACGGUGCUGUUACCCCCAUAUGAUGAUGCUGCAGUGAACGGCGCUGCCAAGGAGCCGCCGCCGCCAUAUGUGUCCACCUAGGCUUGGAGGGCGGAGAGUGGAGCUGAGAACAGAAGCUUGACUUCAGACACCUGAGCAAUAGUUCUUUCAUUUCUGAGAUGAGCUCUCCGAGAUUAUUUUUUGCUGAAAUGCUACAGUUUUAAAAUUUAGAUGUUAGGUUGAAACCCUCUGUAAUCUUAAACAUAAGCUUUAGCUAGAGCACUGUGAUAGAUUCACUGUAGAAUUCUUUUCGUAGGGGUUGGGGGUGUCACGGGCAUCACUAGCCUUCCGUAGGCAUUGAAACUUCCUAAAACUCUGGAUGGACCUUGAGUCAGAGAAGUUAGGGAUUUAGUCCCACUUUUUCCCUGUGUUCCCUAUGCCCCUUUUGAAAGUAUAAAAUAAAGUAAAAAAAAUCGAGUUUUUCUUAAACCAUUGCAUUGUACAGAACGAAUCCUUAUUAGAACAGGAAUGUUACUUGUGUAAUUAUUACACUGGUUAGGUAAAUAGGCGACCUUAUCUAUAUGUUGCAAGAAUUUUCUUCAGAUUUUUUCAUAGCUUAAACUCAAUGACAAUUUGAAUUUACUGGUCAAGGAUUUUCUCAGUGGGCUAAAUUAAGACCAUUAGACAGCACCCGGCAGUGAGAGCAGUGAUUUUCAGGGCUGUUCUCAUACAGCCUGUGUCUAGGGUGUGAGUUAAUUUGGUUGGCACUGCAUGGUAUCUGGUGCCCCUUUCUCCUGGUUUCCUGCCCUCUCCCUGGGCCCCAUUUUACUAAGCUUCCUGCCCUAGCCUGUUUCAGGGAUAACAUCCAGCUCUCCAGCUCGCUUUAUCAAGUGGAACUGCUGAUAUACGUAUUUGCCUGCUAAUAUGAAAAAAGGGUUUCUUCUCCUUUCCCAGAAGGUAUAUCCUACUACUUUGAACUUCCUAGUAUGCCUAGUUAUCUUUUAAAAUGUAAAACAGUCUUCAGCAAAUUGAGGGUUGCUUUCCUUGUUGAAUGCUCUUAUCUUGACUACUUGAAAUUCAAGGGACUUUAAUGUAUUCAUAUGCUCAAAAGUCAGCAACUCUGUUCAUUAUUGAAUAUGUUGUAAAUGAAGGGUUUUGCAAUUAAAGUGAAAUUUGCCCCCAUCUAAGAAAAUAA
Loxodonta africana (African savanna elephant) is the source of this 1901-nucleotide messenger RNA. It is a transcript of the gene LAPTM4B, whose product is annotated as lysosomal protein transmembrane 4 beta. Gene Ontology annotation, cellular component: lysosomal membrane. Lineage: Eukaryota; Metazoa; Chordata; Mammalia; Proboscidea; Elephantidae. The record is from RefSeq and is a predicted model, not a curated record. The transcript is spliced from 7 exons. The coding region runs from base 128 to 808 and encodes 226 amino acids.